Molecule: messenger RNA, 4421 nt
Organism: Perognathus longimembris pacificus (Pacific pocket mouse)
Lineage: Eukaryota; Metazoa; Chordata; Mammalia; Rodentia; Heteromyidae
Gene: Rufy3
Product: RUN and FYVE domain containing 3
Exons: 13
Coding region: 724-2133 (469 amino acids)
Biological process (GO): regulation of axonogenesis
Cellular component (GO): cytoplasm
Source: RefSeq, a predicted model, not a curated record
CAGCCUGAGGGCCCUCCCCGCACCCGCAGCAUCUAUGAAGCAUCCUGGGAAUCGCCCGCCCCGCGCUCCGCUGCGAGCCGCCGGUCACAUGAGCCCGGGUCUUCAGUGCAGUUCAUUAGUCAGCCAUUUUGGUCAACACCCUGCUUACUGCGCACAACCAAUCCUGUUAGGACUCAGCAUCCUGGAAGUGGUUUCUGCAGUUCAAGAUUUUUUUUUUCCCCCCCUUAAGCUAAAUUGAAAAGACAGAUUUAUUUUUUCAUUCGUUUUCCUCCUUCUGUACCUUUUUGUCUGCACAACGAAGGAGGAAUCCUUUUUUCUUUUCUUUUCUUUUUUUUUUUUAUUAACUUACCUGUGCCAGGGCCCGUGUCUUUCCAAGCAGCAUCGACUGGCCGUGCCGGGUGUAAAGCCUGGGGGAAAAGGGUACAGAAGGAAGAUAAAAGGAGAGGACGCUGGGAGAAGACAAACGUCAUUUUAUUUUGCUACGUGGUAGGAGCUAUCAGUAAGAAAAGAUAAGUGUACACUUAUUUAUAUUGAGUAGUUGGUUCCAUAAGGUGUUUUUCCUUGUUCUUGUUUUCCAUACCUUCCCCUCCUCCUCCUCCUUUCCUGAGCGCUUUUGUCUCAAAGCUUCAGGUUUGGGAUUUUUGUUGAGGGGGUUUUAUUGAUUCCGUGUGUGUGUGUGUGUGUGUGUGUGUGUGUGUGUAUUGUGGUCCCAGCUGAGUCAUCAUGUCCGCUCUGACACCUCCGACCGAUAUGCCAACCCCCACCACUGACAAGAUCACCCAGGCCGCCAUGGAGACCAUCUACCUUUGCAAAUUCCGAGUGUCCAUGGAUGGGGAGUGGCUCUGCUUGCGAGAGCUGGAUGACAUCUCCCUCACACCUGACCCAGAGCCUACACACGAAGAUCCCAAUUACCUCAUGGCUAACGAGCGCAUGAACCUGAUGAACAUGGCCAAGCUGAGCAUCAAGGGCUUGAUUGAGUCAGCCCUCAACCUGGGAAGGACUCUGGACUCCGACUAUGCACCCCUCCAGCAAUUUUUCGUGGUGAUGGAGCACUGUCUUAAACACGGUUUAAAAGCAAAGAAAACUUUUCUUGGACAAAAUAAGUCCUUCUGGGGACCUCUUGAACUUGUGGAAAAACUUGUUCCAGAAGCUGGAGAAAUAACAGCAAGCGUUAAAGAUCUUCCAGGACUUAAGACCCCAGUAGGCAGAGGAAGAGCCUGGCUUCGGUUGGCAUUAAUGCAAAAGAAACUAUCAGAAUAUAUGAAAGCUUUGAUCAAUAAGAAGGAACUUCUCAGUGAGUUCUAUGAGCCUAAUGCCCUCAUGAUGGAAGAGGAAGGAGCCAUAAUAGCUGGUUUGUUGGUGGGUCUGAAUGUCAUCGACGCCAAUUUCUGUAUGAAAGGAGAAGAUCUGGACUCUCAGGUUGGCGUUAUAGAUUUUUCCAUGUACCUCAAGGAUGGGAACAGCAGUAAAGGCAGUGAAGGGGAUGGUCAGAUUACGGCAAUUCUGGACCAGAAGAACUAUGUUGAAGAACUCAACAGACAUUUAAAUGCUACUGUAAACAAUCUUCAGACAAAAGUAGACACAUUAGAAAAAGCAAACACUAAACUGACUGAAGAGCUUGCUGUUGCAAACAACAGAAUCAUUACCCUGCAAGAAGAAAUGGAACGAGUUAAAGAAGAAAGCUCAUACAUACUGGAAUCCAAUCGCAAGGGUCCUAAGCCAGACAGAACUACAGAAGGACAAGCACUAAGUGAAGCAAGAAAACACUUAAAGGAGGAGACACAAUUACGACUGGAUGUUGAGAAGGAGCUGGAGAUGCAGAUCAGCAUGAGACAGGAGAUGGAGCUCGCUAUGAAGAUGCUGGAGAAAGACGUCUGCGAGAAGCAAGAUGCUCUGGUGUCUCUGAGGCAGCAGGUUGACGACCUGCGGGCUCUCAAGCAUGAACUCGCCUUCAAGCUACAGAGUUCAGACUUAGGAGUAAAACAGAAAAGUGAACUAAACAGUCGUUUGGAAGAGAAGACUAACCAGAUGGCUGCUACCAUUAAACAACUGGAACAAAGUGAAAAAGAUUUGGUGAAGCAGGCAAAAACCUUAAAUAGUGCGGCAAAUAAACUGAUCCCCAAACAACAUUAGUCAUUUGGCAGUUGGCCACCUCACAAGUCUACGGUCACCAAUUAAGUGGAAAAGGAAUAGAUCCAAAAAUUAUUAUAUUUAACCUGUGUUCACUGUCACCAAAAAUUGACUUUGAAUUUAUUGGACUUUUAAAAAACCAAUUGGAUAUUGGUUGGGUUUUUUUAUUAUUGUUUUCUCCCCAGCAUUAGAAAAUUUGGUAUAAGUUCUGAUUAAAUACUAAAAAAAAAAAAAAAAAACUUUAGGAAAUUAUUUCUAAAUUGACUGGCAAAUAAAAACACCAUUAAUAAAAACACAUAGGGAAUCAAAGCUUUGUAUAUAUAUUAAUGAUGCCUUUAUAACCCCGUCAUUAAUAAUAUGGGAUUCUAGGUGUGUUGUUCAUGUCGGCAGUCGCAAGCCUGUUCUGCAUUGCAGAGAGUGUCACGGUCUAGAGGUGAUUGCCGUGGAAGCCCCGACUCUUCUGAAGUAGCUCUGUGUUCUUAGGCUGGGACCCCUUUCCACUUCCGUUACGUAGGUUUAGUCUCCAAGCCAAGGAUAAGUACGUGGUCUUUCGGUACCGUUCUAAGUAACCAAGAUUGCUUAAAGGUUUGGGUUGGUUUUUGUUCUGUUGGGUUUUUUUGCCUUAUGACUUUGGACAAGAAGAAAACUAGCAUCCUUAUAUUUCUUUAAAGUACAUAGAGAUAAAGUUAGUACUUAGGUAACUUAGAAUAUCAUAAUGUGGAAGCUUGAGAAAACCCUCCUAAUAUUCAUCAUCUCUACCUCUGCCACUUUUCUGCAAUUCCACUUCCUACUUAGUUCAGAGAGAAUAAUUUUAAUUAAAAAAAUACUCCUCUUGUAGUGAAAACAAAUGCACUACACAUUUUUCAAGAUCUAUUCUGCUUUUACUACUGGAGUAAAAAGGACAAAAGUUCAGACAUGAGUAAUGAUUUCCUGCCUGUCAUUCUUUACCAACAAAUAUUUACUUAAGACUUUCUGCUACUUUUUGUCUGGAUGGGAAUUUGUUAAAGGUUCUUGGAAACUAGUAAUUGGUUAUUAGAAAAUCAUUUCAGAGUAAGAAAUAGGUAGAGAAUAAAUUCACAUUCCAUAUUAUUAUUUAGAUAUCCACAGCAAUAUUAGUAGGGCCCCGCUUUCUAAGUGACCACCCAUCUAACCCUUUCUAGGCUUUACAUUGUAAAUAAUCCUAUAAAUACUUCAAUUUUUUAAAUGACUCUGUCACAUGGGGAGACAGGUCUUGAACGGAUGUUUUGAGCUUUUUUUCAUUUUAGUAUGAUUUGCAGCAGCUCAGCUGCUAAGGUAGGGCUCCAACCCCUUCGCUUCCAGCCCUUGGAAUAUCUACCAUCUCCUUGACAAAACCAGAAUAAGAAAGUAAGCUAGGUUUUAUGUGUGCUUCUGCAUCUUUGCACUGACAUAGUCAGAGGUGUGUCAGAACAAGCUUCAUGGAAGAGCCCGUACAUACUCUUGAACUUAUUUUACUUCUUAUAAUUUUGCACCUGUAUAAAUAAAGCUCUUACUGCAUUCUUCUCUUCAUCAACCACUUGUGGUGAUGAGUGGCCUUUUCUAUGAGCAUUUGGAAGGAAUAAUCAUUAAAACUUUAAAGACAACACAUAGCAUGCUUCUAAGUUACAUUAUAUAAACCCCUAAAUGUUCAAACACAUAAUUAAAUAUAGGUGCAAAGUUAGCAAGAUGUUGAAAAGAAAACAUCCAUCAGAAUCUUCCAAGGAUACAGUCAAGAGUUUUAUGAGCCCCGUUCUUUGUCUGCUUGGUCACACCACUUGGGAGGAAUGGACGGGACAAGACAGCCCUCCGACAAAGGCUUCUCCCUGUGUAAUAACCUUAGGCCUGGGUACAAGUUGAUGUUAUGUACUGUGAGUUAAUAUAUGUGAUUGGGAAAUAGUUACCCUUUGCAAGCUCCGAUUAUGUGUGAAAAACAGAAAUAUAAACUACCAAACCUAUUAGGAAAUAAAAACAUACGAUAAAAGUAGAUUAAAUCUAAUUACUACAUACUUGAGGUUGGCUCUGGAUACGGAUUUUCUAAAAAAAAAAAAAAGUGAUGUUUUAUUGUUUAUCAUCGAAUGGCUGUAAACUGUAGUACUACAAUAAAAAAAAAAGUGAAAAAUCAGCUUUUCCUCUGCCUGGUUCACCUUCAUCUUUUCUCUAGAAUUUCUUUCUUUGCCAUCUUUUUUCCUUCCCAUCGUUUCCUCCCGUGUCCUACAAAGUUUGUUUUUUUCUUCCUACCUUCUUCUUGCCUGGGUUAUUUUGUUUUGUGUUGUGAACGUGGUCUUCCUCCCACC